Messenger RNA from Branchiostoma floridae (Florida lancelet), 1881 nucleotides. RefSeq lists its product as uncharacterized. Lineage: Eukaryota; Metazoa; Chordata; Leptocardii; Amphioxiformes; Branchiostomatidae. The record is from RefSeq and is a predicted model, not a curated record. The transcript is spliced from 7 exons. Bases 30 to 734 code for a protein of 234 amino acids.
AUGGUUUACACCCUUUUUCUCAUGUUUGCAUGCCCGUGCCAGUUUCAGGUCAUCUCUAUCCAGACGUGCACAACUUUACCAUGAGGCUGGCGAUACUGGGGGCUUCUGGCCGCAAUGGCACGGAGCUGACAAAGCAGGCAAUGGAACAGUGCCAUGACGUCACCGCUCUAGUCAGGAGUGAAGAGAAGAUGAGGGAAAAGGUCCCGGAUGAGAGGCUGAAGGUAGAAAUUGUCAACGUGACGUCAGUAGAAUCUCUCACACGUCACUUCAAAGGAAAGGACGCCGUGGUGUCUGCUCUAGGACAUGUUGGAGAACUUAAAGACACCGUGGCCAUCUUCAGCGAAUCCAUUAAGGCCAUCGUACCUGCUAUGAGGAACGCCGGCGUCUGUCGUCUACUUACCUUGUCCGCAUGGUACACUUUCGAUGACCCCAAAGAGCCGGCGCCUCCGAUCGUCCUUCAGCUUCUGGGAAAUGUGCUGAAGGACCUCGCCCACAUGGAGUCGUACCUCAUGGCGGAGUGUGGCGACCUGGAGUGGACCUCGGCCAGGUUCCCUUCGCUGACGGCAGGACCUGCCACAGAGUUACCAUUUGCUGAAAAUGCAGAUGCGGUGCAAGUCUACGGCAGUCAACGCUGCCGCGUGGCGCGAGGAGAUGUCGCAAGGUUCGUGCUGGCUACGCUGUCGUCCGGCAAGUACAAAGGCAAAGCUGUUGCCGUUGCCACUCUCCAGAACUAAACGUGAACAACAGCCGAGAUGACAUCGACACAACCGACAACAACAACAACAACAAUAUCAGCAGUGACCCUUCAAUUGUUAUAAUAUCACACUUCAAAUUUCAAUAGGAAAACGUAAACUUCGUGUUUCUGUGAUUAUUCUUAACCACUUCAUGUUUCUGUGGUUAUUAUCAACCACGUCGUUUAAAGAAGUCAUCAUGACAUAACCCAACUAUCCGAUACUCACGGACCAUCAGAAAGCCCACAAAUCGUAGAAAAAAUGGGGCUUUUCCUCUUCCUCUGCCUCCAAACGUAAAGCCCAACUUGUUUACAUAUUGCUAACAGCAGUAGUCUAUCCUUACCAUAAUGUCAAGCACAUGUAUGUUUCUUCUAUGUUUUUUACAUGCACUUGCCAUUAGCCUACUGGCACGAACUUACCAAUGAACUUUCAUUAUGCGGAGGGUUUAGUCCACUCAGAGUUUCUGCCCUAUGUUGAAACGUCUCCAUUAUGUCUGCGUUAGACGUACUUUGAUAUCAUUUACCACACGUUAACGAAAAGGGUUUGCGCUAUCAUGAUGGUAUGAUGGCAUAGACAAAUAGUUUAUUUUUUCCAGCUUUAAGAGUGCCUAACACACACCUGUUGUAGACAAUAUUUUGCAUACUACAGUGUAUUUCUGACAUGGGCUAUCCAUAUGGACCUCAGUCAACAAAGCAGAGUAUAAUAGAGCUACAUUAUGUAUCUUACUUGAAAACAAAAAUAAAAACAACAACAGUAAAUACAAAUACAGGCAGAAAUCGUACCUUUUUAAGCAUUGUAUGUUUAAGCAUUGGGCCAAUAUGGAACUUCUGUGUAAGACUAAGAGGGUAUUGUAUGUGGUAAAUCAUGAACAUAAACAGGCAAAACUCAGGGAACAAUGACUUUAAUAAAUACAGUUAUGUCAACAAUGCCAAGUGUUAUCUAUCAGUAUGUUAUGGCCUUUAAUUUAUGCAGACAUCUACAGCAAAAUAUUUCUUUUAUGAAAACAAAAUUUGCGUGCAAAUGCAGAACAUUUUUUCCAACCUAUUUUCCAAAUGUAUUGGCCUUUUAUGUAAAUGAAAGACGGAUUCUUACAUAAAGCAGAUGCAUAUUUACAGUAUAUCAAACAUACAAACAAACACACACACACACA